Molecule: messenger RNA, 1884 nt
Organism: Mixia osmundae IAM 14324
Lineage: Eukaryota; Fungi; Basidiomycota; Mixiomycetes; Mixiales; Mixiaceae
Exons: 3
Coding region: 276-1841 (521 amino acids)
Biological process (GO): ubiquinone biosynthetic process
Cellular component (GO): mitochondrion
Source: RefSeq, a predicted model, not a curated record
GUAGCUUGCCUUGAGAUUCUGCGAGGAGCUGUGUCUGAGCCAGCUCACCUGAGAGGCAACGAUCAUCGACCACCGGCCUCUUUCGAUCAAGUGCUCAACAACCGGCAAUAUAGUCUCUGCCCCUUCGACUGCCAAAGCACCACUGAUGAAGUCUUUCUGAACGUCGACGAUCAACAGGGCCGACAUCUCUCCGAGCACCGUCGCCGUCGACAUCCUACCGAUCGGGCGCAAGGCAGGCGAAUGCCCCCGAGCCCUGACAGGCCUGACAUCAGUCAAUGAUACGGCGGCAGGCUCAGCAGCUCGCACAAGAUGCCGCACGUAGCAGCAAACGCAGAUUGGCUUCUCAGGCAUCUCCGCUAUCCCUCGCAGGCCUCCCACUUCGCCUUGCUAUCGUCGGCUCAGGUCCUGCAGGCUUCUACGCUGCUGGCCGUCUGCUCAGCUUGCCCGGCACUCAGAACGUCAGGAUAGAUCUCUUUGAGGAGCUCCCCGUGCCCUUUGGACUCGUCCGCUUUGGUGUAGCACCGGACCAUCCUGAAGUCAAAAAUUGCCAACACAAGUUCGAAGAGACGGCUACAGAUCCUCGCUUUCGCUUCUUUGGGAACGUCCAGAUCGGUGGCCUCGUCGAUCCGGAUCACGCCUACGUAUCGCCCACGCCCGCCGCUCGCGAAUCCCGCCAGAGUAUCGCACUUCCUCUCGACCGGCUGCAAGAGCACUACGACGCCGUCCUGCUCACUUAUGGUGCCUCUCGUGAUCGAGAGCUCGGGCUAGCCGGCGAGGACAGCCUGCAAGGCGUCUUGUCCGCACGCUCAUUCGUACAUUGGUAUAAUGCCCAUCCGUCACAGCCAGACCCGACUCAGCUUGACCUGGCCAACACGGAGCAUGUCACUAUCAUUGGUCAAGGCAACGUCGCUCUAGAUUGCGCACGCAUACUUUUAUCGCCAAUAGAUUCGUUGCGCAAGACCGACUUGCCAGAAUAUGUUCUCGCCCAGUUGGCGCGUAGCAAGGUCAGACACGUCGACGUAGUAGGCAGACGCGGGCCACUCCAGAUCGCAUGUACUACCAAAGAGUUGCGCGAGCUCCUUGCCCUGCCCGAUGUAGCUUUUCGGACCGAUCUCAAUCUGCUGGCGGAAGCACAAAGUCAGCUGGCAGGCUCGCCCGAGAUGAGUGGCGCAAGAAUGAAGAAGCGCCUUCUGGACCUCAUGCGCAAAGGAACGUCAGACGGCAGCAAGAGCUGGUCCUUGUCAUUUCUCAAGUCGCCAGAAAAGCUCAUACCUUCAGAAACUCAGUUCGACCGUCUGUCGGCGGUGCGAUAUCGCCACAAUGCGCUCGAGCUCAGACAGGGCGGCGGCGGCCGCGGCGGCGAUCCUAGCGAGGCCAAAGCAGUACCCACAGACAGCACAUCCAUACAAAGUACAGAUCUACUACUCAAAAGUGUCGGCUAUCGCUCUAUAGGCAUUCCAGGCGUGCCAUUCGAUGAGCAACGUGGAACCGUGCGCAAUGUCGAUAAUCGCGUCAUAUCAUCCAACGGCGUAAAGGUGCCUGGACUAUAUACAUGCGGCUGGCUCGCAAGAGGUCCCAAUGGCGUCAUCGCAACGACGAUGUAUGGCGCUUUCGGCACCGCCGAAUGGAUCGUUCGCGACGCACUCGACCGGCAUUUCGAGAUACGUGAUCGUGUCCCACUUGAUCCUGCAUCGCUCUCGUUUGGGCCACAGCGGAAAGUCAUAGAUUGGGGUAGCUGGCAAAAGAUUGAUCACGAGGAGCGGCGCCGCGGUGCGCGGCUGGACAAGCCGCGCGAGAAGAUACUCGAAGUGUCAGAGAUGCUCGACAUUGCUUCUGGCUGAGCUGCCCUACCGGACCAUGACAACCCAAGCCUGACGAAUGGUU